Messenger RNA from Pan troglodytes (chimpanzee), 2912 nucleotides. It is a transcript of the gene ADM2, whose product is annotated as adrenomedullin 2. The coding region runs from base 324 to 770 and encodes 148 amino acids. The record is from RefSeq and is a predicted model, not a curated record. Gene Ontology annotation, biological process: regulation of systemic arterial blood pressure; positive regulation of heart rate; adenylate cyclase-activating G protein-coupled receptor signaling pathway. The transcript has 2 exons. NCBI's taxonomy places the organism in Eukaryota, Metazoa, Chordata, Mammalia, Primates, Hominidae.
CCGGCUCCGCCCCUUGCUGGAAAGGCUACGUAUUCAGCUCUGGAGGUGCCAUCCCGGGCCGCGACUCCGCUCCAGGCAGGACCCCCAACCCGCCCAGCCCGCUCCGCCUUGCGCCCCGGACCCGCGGCCGACCCCAGACCCGCUGCCCGCUUCGCGCCCGAGGCCUGCGCCCCGACGGACGCCCGUGCCCAGCUUGCCACGCCCACGCCCGGCGCCCCGUCCGCGGAGGACUCCCCGAGGUGCCGGCGCAGGGGGUGGCUCGCGGCUCAGGCUGCCCCCGACGUGCCCGGCUCACCGCCCCCGCCCCUGCAGCCCCGCCCGCCAUGGCCCGGAUCCCGACGGCCGCCCUGGGUUGCAUCAGCCUCCUCUGCCUGCAGCUCCCUGGCUCGCUGUCCCGCAGCCUGGGCGGGGACCCGCGACCCGUCAAACCCAGGGAGCCCCCAGCCCGGAGCCCUUCCAGCAGCCUGCAGCCCAGGCACCCCGCACCCCGACCUGUGGUCUGGAAGCUUCACCAGGCCCUCCAGCCACAGAGGGGUGCCGGCCUGGCCCCUGCUAUGGGUCAGCCUCUCCGGGAUGGUGGCCGCCAACACUCGGGCCCCCGAAGACACUCGGGCCCCCGCAGGACCCAAGCCCAGCUCCUGCGAGUGGGCUGUGUGCUGGGCACCUGCCAGGUGCAGAAUCUCAGCCACCGCCUGUGGCAACUCAUGGGACCGGCCGGCCGGCAGGACUCAGCUCCUGUGGACCCCAGCAGCCCCCACAGCUAUGGCUGAGGUGGGGCCGGGCCACACCCCUGCCCAUCCCAGCCAGGGUGCUGUGCCCCCGUCCAGAGCUGCAGCUGAGCCCCAUCUGAAGCCCAGUCCCUCGGAGCUGCAGACAGCAGGUCCUGCAGCAACGAUACCUGCACGGCUUUGCACACGUAAACCUAGGCUGGUCUACACGCAGUGCUGGUACGUCAAGGAGCCUAAACACCCUGAAAUUGUGACCCCCUGGGGGACAGCUGCCAGACACAGCUGGCGGCAGCACCAGAUGCUAAGCGCUUCAGAGAGGAGGUGUCUGCCCAGAGACGUGGAGCAGAAGCUGGGCCCUGAACACACGGGGCCAUGUCUGGACGAGCAGGGGGGAGAGGCUGAAUUGGCCAGAAGUGGCCCCUCUGCUGCUGGUCCAGUCAGACUGAAGCCCGGCCUUGUGCCUGGGCUGUUCCUGCUCUCAUGCACAACCAGCCCUUCCACGUGCCUGCCUCUGGGACAGGAGGGGGAGCGUGGGAUGCUGUAGCCCCCAGGGUUGGGCAAGGGAAGGAUGGUGGCCCUCCAGAGGUCAUGAAGGGACCUCUGUGGCUCCAGCUGCCAACCCUGGAGCCCAGACCGAGGUGGCCAUGGAGACUCCACCUGGAUCCCCUGUGGGAGGCCAGGGAGGGGGACUCAGCAGUUCAGGAGCCACCCCAAACCAUUCUGGGACAGGGACACCCCUUUCUACCCCAGGGCAGGGCAGGGCUGGGUGGGGCAAGAUCCCCCAGCCCAAAUAGACCCCCCCCCACCUGAAGGGGGUGAGACCCUUGUUGGCAGCCAGACAAGGGUGGGGCUCCACAGGCAGCACAGGCGCCCCACCACCACCCAGUUUGGGGACCCAGUGGGACCAGGUGCGGGGGCAGAGGGUGACUUGCCAAGAGCCAGGGAGGGCAGCCCAGGCCCAAAUGACAGCAAGAACAAGAACCACUGCCGGCGUGCACAGACUUGGUGUGUGUCCUUCCCUGGGGGGACGGGGGACUCACAUGUGCCUGCCACUGGAGCCUCCCAACCGUCCAGCAGAACACGGGGUUCAGAAAGGGCUCCUUCUGCUACUUAGCGAACACUGAGCAUUUAAUUUGCACAUGUUUGCUAGGGUCACCCUCUCGGCCAUCCCACGAGGGUCGCCAUGAUCACCCCAACUCUAGAGGCCGCAGCAGAGCUCAGGACAUUCCCCCACAGAGCUUGCCCCUCAGCUCCUACCUCCAAGGGGGAGGGUCCUGGAAGCGCCCACCCAGGCGCCGCCCCUGUGCUUGCUCCCUGAGCUCAGGGAUUGCCGAGUCCAGGUAACUGACCUGUACUCCAUGAGGCCCUGUGGGAACAGUCUAGGCCAGUCCUGCCCUGUGGAGGCCUCCGUGCACUGAGAGAUGUACUAGGGUUGCAGCAAAGGUGGUCAGGGUGGUGGGCCGCACAGCGAGGCAGUCAAGGCCAGCUCCCUGGGAGAAGCACUGGGUCAGGUGAGGUCUGAGGACAGCAGGCCUUCCCUAGGGGAAGGAGCUGGGAGUGCCAAGGCCCCAGGUGCACAGGAGGCGUGGCUGCUGAGAGGCUGCAGGGUGGAGGGGCCUCGGCCUCAGAGUCCUGUGCCCUGUGACCACUGAAGGGUGUCAGCAGAGCACACGGCAUGAGGACAGAGGGAGGGGCAUGGGGAGUGAAGGAGGGGGCCCUGGGGCAAGGCUGGGGGGUCAGGAGCUCAGCAUCUGCUACUCAGCCCAGCCAAAACCCUCCCAGACGUCUCCUCUCCUGCCUGGGCAAAGUCCAGCUUGGCACCCCGUCUGGGGCCUGCCUGUGGUCAGGGCCAAGUGUUCCCUCCUCCAGGAAAGCCUUUAUCCUCCUCAUGCCCUGUAGUCAGAAGGCCGCCUGCUGUAACCCUCCGCGUCGCCUCGGGUGCGAAAUCAGACCCACCUGACACCAUCACGCGGAGGCCCAGCAGCACCUGCACCCACCCCCACCUUCCCCAGCAACCACUUCCAGCUGCUCUGGCCAAAACCUCUGCUCGGCCGGGCCCCGUGGCUCACACCUGUAAUCCCAGCACAUUGGGAGGCCAAGGCAGGCACAUCACCUGAGUUCAGGAGUUCAAGACCAGCCUGGCCAACAUGGUGAAAUCCCGUCUCUACUAAAAACAGAAAAUUA